Molecule: messenger RNA, 1479 nt
Organism: Colletotrichum higginsianum IMI 349063
Lineage: Eukaryota; Fungi; Ascomycota; Sordariomycetes; Glomerellales; Glomerellaceae
Product: Lipase esterase
Exons: 2
Coding region: 1-1479 (492 amino acids)
Molecular function (GO): hydrolase activity
Source: RefSeq, a predicted model, not a curated record
AUGCCCACCUCCUCAUUCGACUUCCCAAACCCCCUCAACAUGGACCCUGCGCAGCUCAAGCUGUUGCUCUCGCUGCUACCCAAGCUGCCUUUGAUAGCGCGGGUCGCCCUCCUCCACGCUCUGCACAUGUCCAAGUCGUCCAAGUACCUCGACUUGCGGAGCGACCUCAUCGUCUCGGUCCUGCGUUCAUAUAUUCAACCAACCAAGUUACGGUCCAUCACUUCCACUCAAAAGAUCACCAACCGAGACGGUGGCGUGAAAGGAAGAAUCUGGGUCUCUGCCUACGCCUGCCCUAUCCCCGAAACCGAUGUCCGUGAUGCCCUCAUCGGGGCCGUCCAGUCGCUGAGAACACUAGGCACGCCCGAGAUCGAUCUGCGUUUGCCGGAUAUCGUACCAGUCGAGGCUGAAUGGACAGGUUACCGUUCCGGUGCCACAGACGAGGAACGGCCACCCCCGAUUGGAGAAAAAGACAAGUACGAAAACCUUCAAAAAGAGCUCACUAGUCCUCUGACGGUGUUGUAUUUUCACGGUGGAGCGUACUAUCUCCUCGACCCGUCGACUCAUCGCCCGGCGACCAAGAAGAUAGCCAAGCUGACGGGCGGUCGUGUGUACUCGGUCCGUUAUCGCCUUGCCCCGCAAAACCCCUUUCCGGCGGCCCUGCUAGAUGCUCUCAUCUCCUACAUGGCACUUAUAUAUCCGCCUUCGGACGCCUACCAUCAGCCGGUUAACCCGCGACACAUUGCAGUUGCCGGGGACAGCGCCGGUGGCAACUUGAGUCUCGCUUUGCUACAGCUCUUGCUAGAACUACGCAGGAAGAACAGAAGGAUCCUAUGGAACGGUGAAAAACGAGAUGUUCCACUGCCUGGAGGACUUGCUUUGAACUCGCCUUGGCUUGACAUCACGCAAAGCUCAGCAAGCUGGGACGCCAACGGGGAUUUCGAUUAUCUCCCAACUGCUGCGGCAUAUGCCAAGUACAACCCGCCCCCAUGCGAAGCAUGGCCCGCGAAGCCUCCACGGAUGGCCCUUUACGCAGACGAUGACCUUCUGGUGCACCCGCUGGUAACACUGGUCAUGAGCCGAAAUUGGGAAGGCGCGCCUCCUGUGUUCAUCUGUACGGGGUGGGAGCUGUUGGCUGACGAAGACAAGUACAUGGCCCGCAAGUUGCACGAGGAUGGCGUGACGGUGGUGUUUGAAGAGUACGAGGGCAUGCCGCACUGCUUCUCCCUCAUCUUGACUAAGACGCCCAAUGCCAGGCGCUGUUUCGACGGCUGGACUGGGUUCAUGAGGAAGAUCAUCACGCAUCCGGAUACCAUUGAUUCCAAGGCCAUCACGGUCAAGGCCAAGACGGUCGAGGAAGUCUCUCUGACCUUUGAGUCUUUGCUGAGCAAUGUUAGCGAGGAGGACAUGCACAUGAGGGUUUUGAAGAAAAAAGAGAUGAGCUUGGCAUCCGCUUCAGACGCAGCAGUCCCAAAAUUAUAA